Molecule: messenger RNA, 381 nt
Organism: Anopheles maculipalpis
Lineage: Eukaryota; Metazoa; Arthropoda; Insecta; Diptera; Culicidae
Product: ejaculatory bulb-specific protein 3-like
Exons: 1
Coding region: 1-381 (126 amino acids)
Source: RefSeq, a predicted model, not a curated record
AUGAAACUGUACAUCGUCGUUGCCCUUGCCCUGGUCGGUGUGGUGGCCGCCCAGCAGUACACCACCAAGUAUGAUGGUGUCGAUGUGGACGAGAUCCUCAAGUCGGACCGUCUGUUCAACAAUUACUUCAAGUGUCUGCUGGACGAGGGUCGCUGCACCCCGGACGGCAACGAGCUGAAGAAGAUCCUGCCAGAAGCCCUCAAGACAGACUGUGAAAAGUGCAGCGAGAAGCAGCGGAACGGUGCUAUUAAGGUGAUCAACUAUAUUAUCCAGAACCGCCGUACGCAGUGGGAUGCUCUGCAGAAGAAGUACGAUCCGGAGAACAAGUACAUCGAGAAGUACCGCGAACAGGCCCAGAAGGAGGGUAUCAAGCUGGAAUAG